AUUAGCAGAUGCGGCAGAGAGUUAGUAAACAAGGUGGCGGCGGGAGGCGGACGAGACGGUGUUCACAGCUUGGAUUAUCUCCACCAUCCUCACUCGUGGCGGACUCCUGCCCUCUGCUGCCCCUCGGUCACAUUUACUGUGCUAGCAUUAUUGAACUGAUCAAAGCAUUCUGGAGAUAAAGCAGUUGCCCCCUAAAUUAACAAUGGAGCAGGAGGAACUGCAGUAUGACGAAGGUGUGGACGCAGGCGAGGCCGGAGAGGAGAACUUUGUCGGUGGUGGCGAGGAGGACCAUCAACUCAAUGAUACAGAUCAGUCUAUAGAAACAGAACUGGAGGCCAUUAAAGCUCGAGUCAGAGAAAUGGAAGAAGAAGCCGAGAAAAUUCGCCAAAUCCAGUCAGAAGUGGAUAAACAAAUGAGUUUGGGUUCACCUCCAGGCGCCGCAGGAGCAACAUCGCCACUCAACAUGUCUAUAGAAGAAAAGAUGGAAGUGGAUGCUCGCUCUAUAUAUGUUGGUAAUGUUGACUAUGGAGCUACAGCAGAAGAGCUUGAACAACACUUCCAUGGGUGCGGUGCGGUGAACAGAGUCACUAUACUCUGCAAUAAGUAUGAUGGUCACCCAAAAGGCUUUGCAUAUAUAGAGUUUGCAGAGAAAGAUUCUGUUCAGAUGGCAAUGGCACUGGAUGAAUCGCUCUUCAGAGGACGACAACUUAAGGUAAUGCCUAAACGGACAAACAAGCCAGGCAUUAGCACCAGCAACCGACCUCCACGUGUGAUGAGAGCCGUUGGACGUGGACGAGGACGUUUUUACUCUGGGUAUCGACCUUUGAGAAGACCAUCCAGGGGCCGGAGGUUCUACUACAGCCCUUAUUAAUGGCGACACAUGGAGGAAAUGCAGAGACAGGUGGUUGCUGAUCACUACUUCCGUAAUUGCUUUACUAAACGUUACUUUUUUUUGCAAAGUAAAUUUUUUUAAGGUAUUAAUAUUACACUUGACGGGUUCCCUCUUUUCUGGUAUUUUGAGGUAAAUCAUUAGACAUUUUAUAGGCUAUUAUACGUUACAAUGUAUAAGAGGGGCGGGAAUCAACGUAAUCUGUUUCUCCAUCAUUUUCAGGGGCUCUUAUUUGUUCUUUUCCAAGGAUGCCAUAAGAGCCGUGUGUGAGCGCGUGCUUGCGUGUGCAUCUGUGGGUCGGGUUGGGUAGAAGUGGUGCAAGAUGUGACUUGAUCAGCUAGUGUUUAAUAGUUAGUGAUCUAUACAGUAUUAGUAGUGUGUGUAUAACCCUCUGAUAGAUUUUUAAUACGUUAAUACUCAACAUAUAAUUUUGUAUCAUUGACUGUUGUAUGAGUGCAGCGGUAGGAUGGGUGCUGAUCGUGUCACCAGUUGGAAUGGGAUUAGAGUUAGUGAUAAGCCUAUCUAACCCUUCCUUUUCAGCUCGACAAUAAAGGCAAUCACAGAGUUCCCUUCUUGCUUUAUGUUUUAAUUUUCUUGAUAAUCAAGUGUCUGAUAAACCCAUGUAGUUUCAGUAUCGGUGAGCCUUCGUUGAUUUUUUGAUAGCGAAGCGCUAAAAAACUGCCUUGUUUUAUAAAGCUUGAAAUUACAUGUGGUAAGCUUAAUAUUUUUUAAUCUCAUUUUACCAAGACUUAAUCUGUGAUUGUCUAGCAUCCCCAAAGGAGAUUGCAGAUAAAAAAAAUGUAUGCAUAUAAAAAAAAUAGUUCUUAAAAAAAUCUAAAAGAUUAUUCAAGGGAAAAUACACAGUUUAGAUAAAAAAAAUGUAAUAUCAGAAAAGAGGAAGAUUGUAAAGAAAUCAAUAAACAAUUGUUAAAA
Procambarus clarkii (red swamp crayfish) is the source of this 1822-nucleotide messenger RNA. Its product is annotated as polyadenylate-binding protein 2-B. NCBI's taxonomy places the organism in Eukaryota, Metazoa, Arthropoda, Malacostraca, Decapoda, Cambaridae. The record is from RefSeq and is a predicted model, not a curated record. Gene Ontology annotation, molecular function: poly(A) binding. Gene Ontology annotation, cellular component: nucleus.